ACAGCACCACGCACGCCGUCACGCUUCCGGAAGCCAUGGCCAUGGAUCCCAGCACAGUGGCCCAACAACUGAGUCUUUUGGUGUAUGUCAUGCCUUUGGCCACGAUAGCAGCGAGAUCGCCUCAACCUCCUGGUAAUGUGCAAUUCAAAUCGCUGACGUCCUUUCAGCCAGGUUUCUAUGUGUGCCUGGCCGCCAUUCCAACUGGUUUGGUCCUUUACAAGAUCACGCGCCCCGGCCCCGAUGGCCAACCCUACUUCAGUCGAUUGAUCGCCGACAAAUACGCCAGCUAUAAGACUCUAUUCCUUGAGCGAGCCGAUGUUCAUACCCAGGCGAUGGAGCGCGCGGCAGCAGACAGGACGUUGUUCAUGAAUGAGAGUUCACAUGACACACCGAGAUAUAUUGAUCUGAGAUACCCCGAAUCGGUCAAUGCGAGUUCGCCAUGGAACGUCCCAGCCGGACACGGCAGCGCCAAUAUGGAUCAAUUGAUCGCCAAAUAUCAAAAGCAGGCAUUUGAGGAGAAUGAGAAGAAACUGCAGCAGCUCAAGGACAACAAAGUCCCGGCGGAGCAACCAUAUGAGUCGUUCCGGAAAAUCACACCCGCUGCGCCAGACAGCUGAACAAUAUAGACGACGCCUUCACUUGUGUACAUAGCCAUGUUACAAAACCGCACCUUCAUAUGCAGCUCAAUUUCUAUCCCCUGAUGCCCAUAUGUGACGGGACAUGCAGUCCCCAAGUCCGUGCUUUCCAACCUUGGGAUCAUGAUACUAAACGAACGCUUGCCAUGCUCUUUUGAACGUCCACUGUUCUGUUCUGUUCUGUUCUGUUCUGUUAUGUUCUGUUCUUAGCCGAACAGCCCACCUCACUGAAGUCUAUGAUCAAGCUCCUUUCACGGUGCUCAUGUGCGGUGCUUGCGCCGGCUUCACUGGUGCAUCUGGAACCGUGACGUCGGAGAAGUCAUCCUGGCCAACGGCUCGAAUAGUAAACGUGU
This is a messenger RNA of Dissoconium aciculare CBS 342.82, 988 nucleotides long. RefSeq lists its product as uncharacterized. The record is from RefSeq and is a predicted model, not a curated record. The transcript has 2 exons. Gene Ontology annotation, cellular component: mitochondrion. Bases 36 to 617 code for a protein of 193 amino acids. Lineage: Eukaryota; Fungi; Ascomycota; Dothideomycetes; Mycosphaerellales; Dissoconiaceae.